This is a messenger RNA of Lactuca virosa, 1938 nucleotides long. The record is from the annotation of a GenBank genome assembly. NCBI's taxonomy places the organism in Eukaryota, Viridiplantae, Streptophyta, Magnoliopsida, Asterales, Asteraceae.
AUGGAGUUUUCUAACCUUUACGAUGAUAUAUCAUCUGUUGUUGAAGAAACCAACAGUAGUUUCGACACUGUUUGCAGAAACAGGAGGCGAAAUUACGAUGAAGAAGAUGAUGAUAACAAUGAUGAUGAAGGGAAAUUUAAGUCUAAGAACCUCAAAGCAGAAAGAAAAAGACGUGAAAAGCUCAAAUCCAGGAUGCUACAAUUACGAUCUCUAGUUCCUAAAAUAACAAAUUUGAACAAAGAAACGAUCAUAACUGAUGCUAUUGAUUAUAUCGAGGAGCUUAAAAUUUCCGUGACAAAUCUGACUAACAAGAUACAUGAAAUGGAAGUUGAAAUGGCAAUGGACGAAUCAUUUGAUAUUAUCCAACUUUGCCCUCAGGAAAAAAUGAAAAAUUGGGGUAUAGAGUUGGAAGUCGAGGUGAGCCGUAUCAAUGAGAAUAAGUUGUGGAUGAAGAUAAUUUUUGAGAAAAAAAUAGGAGGGUUUACAAAAUUGAUGGAGGCAAUGAGCAUGCUCGGGAUUGAAGUUGUUGAUAUAAGUGUUACAACCACAAAAGGGGCAAUUCUUAUUACUUCAUGUAUUGAGGAUUCUUGUUGUUUCCAUUAUGACAUUCACUAUGCUCUUAACAAAGAUCAAUGCACUCGAAGGGCUAGAGAACGGUUUUGUUCGGGUUGUCAGUUAGGCCAACCACCAUAUUCGUCGGCUUCUGGACCUCAUUCAAGUGUGGAUACAACGGAAGGUCACAAGAAGAACAAGUGAAGUGCAUUCUUAGAACUAUUUCCUUUGUUGUUUUUCCAUUAUCUUAUGUAGCUAUUAAAUAGUCUUUGAUAUGGAAAAUCUAAAACGUAAAAUUAAUUUAAUGGAUGAAGAUACAUUCCUAAUCCUAAUAUAAAAUAGAUGGUAUAUUGUGAACCACAUGCAUGUCUUAUAAAUUAAGAAGCUGCAAAUGUCAUUUUCCAAUGUAUGUGGAGGAGAUUAACAACACCAAACAUUACAAGUACAACUUUUUUUCAAGAGCAAAUUAUACUGAAAAAUAGCAAAUAUGAUCAAAGGAGUGGAAUCAUUCUGGAACGUGUGAUGUUUCAACAAAAUGAAUUAGAUGUUUGGAAUGAAUUAGAUGGUUGGUAAUAAACUGGUUCCAAACCCCGUUGUUGAUGUUUGGAAUGAAUUAGAUCAGAAAGUUGUUAUUCUUCUUCAUGUCUCUCUUAUAGAAGGAACCGCUGCUGAGAUCAUGGGUCUAUCCACUGCUCUUGAAAUCUGGAAUGCUCUUGAAACUGCCUACAAUAAUCAUUCGGUAGAAAGAGUUAAUUCUCGUCGUGACAAAUUGCGUAGUAUCUCCAAAGGUACCAAUUCAGUUGCUGAUUUUGCCCGCAAAUUUAAAGGUAUUUGUGAUCAAUUAGUAGAUAUUGCUAACCCAUUGAUGAGGUUGACAAACUUCAUUGGUUUUUGUGCGGAUUGGGACCCUCCUUUAAAACUUUUUCCACCGCUAUUUGCACUGCUAAAACACCACCUCUGUUUCAUGACCUCUUGUCUCAAUCUGAGAGUCAUGAUAUGUUUCUCAAGUAUGUUCAUGCUACAUCCCUACCUCAAGCAGCCUUCACAGCUCAACAAAGUAGAUCUAAAUUUGGAUCCUGGUGUCAAAACCGUGGCAAAGGAAAAAACUACACUGGCUCUUCUCAUGGACAUAACAACGGUGGUGGUCAUGGUGGUGGUAGGCGUCCACCUUAUUGUCAACUUUGUCACACUAAUGGAUACUACGCCCCUGCUUUCACUAAACUGCAUUCUUUUGCUGCUAAUGCACCUGUUUCUGAUGAAAAGUUGGCCAAAUCAUUUCAUGCUCAGUGUAAUGUUGCUCUUGAUGCUCCUGAUUGGUAUGUUGAUUCAGGAGCCACAACUCAUAUGACCCCGACUCAAGAUAAUGUUACGCAUCAGGCACCGUAC